Molecule: messenger RNA, 6116 nt
Organism: Linum trigynum
Lineage: Eukaryota; Viridiplantae; Streptophyta; Magnoliopsida; Malpighiales; Linaceae
Source: the annotation of a GenBank genome assembly
CCCCAACACCUAAAAUCAAGAUAAAAUUGGGACCGAACCGGGUCAAGACAGGACGAGAACAAGACUAGGUUGUAUCCAAUCCAAUCUUUGGUCCUUAUAUUCCCGAAAAAACCAGACUGGGAACGGAUCAAUUUGGUCCAAUUUAACCGGACCGUAUAGCUACCCCUAGCCUCCAGAAUCGAAAGAAAUUGGCAUUUCGGAUAAAUCGCCCGAAAUCUGUAAUGGUACCCCUUUGGAAUCUGCCAAAAAUUGACCCGGAAUAAAUCCGCCCAAAUCGGUGCUUAAUGGACUCAAUCAUCGUUGGAGAAUAGGAUCAAUCGACUUCAUUAUCGGCGGAGAAUAGCCUCGGCCUGAUUCCGUGAUCUCUAGCAUCCAUAAUCGAAAGAAAAUGGCUUUUCGGAUAAAUCGCCUGAAAUCUAUGAUGGUACCCCUUUGGAAUCUGCCAAAAAUUGACCCGGAAUAAAUCCGCCCAAAUUGGUGCUUAAUGGACUCAAUCAUCGUUGGAGAAUAGCCUCAGGCCGAAUCCGUGAUCUGUAGCAUUCAAUAUCCUAAGAAAAUGGCCUUUCGUUGCCCAAGAAAUUACAAAAAUGCCAUUCGAAAAUAAAUUGGCCCAAAUCGAUGCUUAACGGACUUAUCAUCAUUCGAGAAUAGGAUCAAUCGACUUCAUUAUCGGAGGAGAAUAGUCUCGACCUGAUUCUGUGAUCUGUAGCAUCCAGAAUCGAAAGAAAAUGGCAUUUCGGAUAAAUCGCCCAAAAUAUGUGAUGGUACCCCUUUGGAAUUUGCCAAAAAUUGACCGGGAAUAAAUCCGCCCAAAUAGGUGCUUAAUGGAAUCAAUCAUCGUUGGAGAAUAGCCUCAGGCCGAAUCCGUGAUCUGUAGCCUUCAAUAUCCAAAGAAAAUGACAUUUAGUCGCCCAAGAAAUUACGAAAAUGCCAUUCGAAAAUAAAUUGGCCCAAAUCGAUGCUUAACGGACUCAUCAUCCGUGGAGAAUAGGAUCAAUAGACUUCAUUAUCGGUGGAGAAUAGCCUUGCCCUGCUUCCGUGAUCUGUAGCCUCCAUAAUAGAAAGAAAAUGGCAUUUCGGAUAAAUCGCCCGAAAUCUGUGAUGGUACCCCUUUGGAAUCUGCCAAAAAUUGACCCGGAAUAAAUCCGCCCAAAUUGGUGCUUAAUGGACUCAAUCAUCGUUGGAGAAUAGCCUCAGGCCGAAUCCGUGAUCUGUAGCAUUCAAUAUCCUAAGAAAAUGGCCUUUCGUUGCCCAAGAAAUUACGAAAAUGCCAUUCGAAAAUAAAUUGGCCCAAAUCGAUGCUUAACGGACUUAUCAUCCUUGGAGAAUAGGAUCAAUCGACUUCAUUAUCGGUGGAGAAUAGCCUCGACCUGAUUCCAUGAUCUGUAGCAUCCAGAAUCGAAAGAAAAUGGCAUUUCGGAUAAAUCGCCCAAAACAUGUGAUGGUACCCCUUUGGAAUCUGCCAAAAAUUGACCAGGAAUAAAUCCGCCCAAAUCGGUGCUUAAUGGACUCAAUCAUCGUUGGAGAAUAGCCUCAGGCCGAAUACGUGAUCUGUAGCCUUCAAUAUCCAAAGAAAAUGGCCUUUCGUCGCCCAAGAAAUUACGAAAAUGUCAUUCAAAAAUAAAUUGGCCCAAAUCGAUGCUUAACGGACUUAUCAUCCGUGGAGAAUAGGAUCAAUAGACUUCAUUAUCGGUGGAGAAUAGCCUCGGCCUGAUUCCGUGAUCUGUAGCCUCCAGAAUCGAAAGAAAAGGGCAUUUCGGAUAAAUCGCCCGAAAUUUGUGAUGGUACCCCUUUGGAAUCUGCCAAAAAUUGACCCAAAAUAAAUCCGCCCAAAUCGGUGCUUAAUGGACUCAAUCAUCGUUGGAGAAUAGCCUCAGGCCGACUCCGUGAUCUGUAGCCUUCAAUAUCCAAAGAAAAUGGCCUUUCGUCGCCCAAGAAAUUACGAAAAUGUAUUCGUAAAUAAAUCGGCCCAAAUCGAUGCUUAAUGGACUUAUCAUCCGUGGAGAAUAGGAUCAAUAGACUUCAUUAUCGAUGGAGAAUAGCCUUUGCCUGAUUCCGUUAUCUGUAGCCUCCAAAAACGAAAGAAAAUGGCAUUUCGGAUAAAUCUCCCGAAAUCUGUGAUGGUACCCCUUUGGAAUUUGCCGAAAAUUGACCCGGAAUAAAUCCGCCCAAAUCGGUGCUUAAUGGACUCAAUCAUCGUUGGAGAAUAGCCUCAAGCCGAAUCCGUGAUCUGUAGCCUUCAAUAUCUAAAGAAAAUGGCCUUUCGUCGCCCAAGAAAUUACGAAAAUGCCAUUCGAAAAUAAAUUGGCCCAAAUCGAUGCUUAACGGACUUUUCAUCCGUGGAGAAUAGGAUCAAUAGGCUUCAUUAUCGGUGGAGAAUAGCCUCGUUCUGAUUCCUUGAUCUGUAGCCUCCAGAAUCGAAAGAAAAUGGCAUUUCGAAUAAAUCGCCAGAAAUCUAUGAUGGUACCCCUUUGGAAUCUGCCAAAAAUUGACCCGGAAUAAAUCCUCCCAAAUCGGUGCUUAAUGGACUCAAUCAUCAUUGGACAAUAGCCUCAGGCCAAAUCCGUGAUCUGUAGCCUUCAAUAUCCAAAGAAAAUGGCCUUUCGUCCCCCAAGAAAUUACGAAAAUGUCAUUCAAAAAUAAAUUGGCCCAAAUCGAUGCUUAACGGACUUAUCAUCCGUGGAGAAUAGGAUCAAUAGACUUCAUUAUCGGUGGAGAGGGAUGGGAUUUUUAAUCCCCCCAUCCAUUGAUUUGUGCGGCUACAGAGAGAGGGGUGGGAUUUUUAAUCCCCCAUCUAUUGAUCUGUGCGGCCAGAGAGAGAGAGAGUGAUUUGUGCGGCCAGAGAGAGAGAGAGAGAUUUUCCGGUGACAGUGCUUUGUGAUGUUUGUUGACAUAUUUUAUAAUGUUUGUACACUUUGUUAUUUUGUAAUGUUUGUAAACUUUGUUAUUUUUGUCAACCAUGUUUGUAAUGUUUUUUAUGUCUAAAAAACAACCUGGUUGACUUUUGGAUGGAACUUCUCUAUAUAGGGAUGAAGCCUCCAAAGUCAACCCGGGUGUUUUUGACUUUUUUCAGUUCGUAUGGAUUGUCGGUCUAGUUUGUCAUUUUUGUCCACCAUGUUCGUACUGUUUUGUAUGUCUAAAAAACACCCGGGUUGACUUUGGGAAGGAGCCCCUCUAUAUAGGGAUGGAGCCUCCAAAGUCAACCCGGUUGUUUUUUCUUUUUGUAUGGUUUGUAUCGUUUGUCGGUCUAGUUUGUAUUGUUUGUACAGUUCAUACGUUUGUAAUGUUUGUGAAUCUGUUUGUAUGUUUUGUCGCUCUAGUUUGUAUUGUUCGUAUGUUUGUAUGAUUUGUACUGAUUGUAAAUCCGGUUUGUAUACUUCGUAAUUUUCCAUAAUACCCAAACUACUCGUGUCAUUAAUUAAAUAGCCAUUCCCACUUUUUAACCAUUGGAUUGAAGUGUCCAGAUCUAAUAGUUAAGAGGGGCUUUAGUCAAAGUGACUAAGAACCACUUAGUGAUGGGAUCCGCUCUCGCUCUCAAGCUGGCCGGUUUGGCCCUGCAAAACAAAUCUGGCCGGGUGAAGGUGCCAGAACCCGGCAACAAAGCUCCUCCAAAGUCCAAACCCUACAAAAACCCUACCGGUAAAACCUCCGCGACUCUUCUCUCUCUUUUCCCACUCCUAAGCCUCCACUGCAACUGUCUUUCUUCCCCUUCAAGCCAGAACCUUCUCUGCCGCCCAAAAAGCCCUCAAAUUUAUCCCCACAUCCGGAAAUUCCCCCCUCCCAAGCUUCUCCCACAUAUGGUUUAUCCUUCAGUCUAGCACCAGAAGGAAGAGCAGCGUAAGAAGAAGCCCCCGUCCCCCAAAAAUGGUGAAAGCGUCGGCAAUUGGGCUGGUCUCAGCCCUUGCGGCCGCUGCUUCAAUCUCCCAAUCGAAGCACUCUAAGAUUGCUUACGCCGAUGGCCCUACUUUCAACUUCAACCCAUUCUCCACUAAUCCUCAGAAUGGUGCUAACCCGCCUCAGAACUCCCCGCAGUCGCACGAAUCGCCGCCGGUGGACCCGGCGCUGGCUGCCCUCGCCACUGAUUCCGUCCCCAAGGGUUCCAGAAAUGACAACCCGAGAACUUCCUCCGCUGGGUUUGACCCAGAAGCCCUCGAGAGGGGCGCCAAGGCCAUCAAAGAGAUUACCUCUUCCUCUCACGCUAAAAAGGUGUUUGAGGCAUUGAGGACGCAGGAGGAAACUAGGCAGAAAGUGAUGGCUACUAAAGCUGCAGAGUUCAAGGCUGCUCAAGCUCAAGCUGAAACUGAAAGGCAAAGGGUUAUGUAUGAUGAGCAGAAGAAGUUGGCUUCACAUCAAGCCCAAGUUAAGUCGCAGAUGGCUCGAUAUGAGGAUGAACUAGCAAGGAAGAGAAUGCAGGCUGAUAAUGAACACCAAAGAGCGAGGAAUCAAGAGCUCGUCAAGCUGCAAGAGGAGUCGUCGAUCCGGCAGGAGCAAGCUCGACGAGCUACAGAGGAACAGAUCCAGGCUCAACGAAGACAAACCGAGAGGGAGAAGGCCGAGAUAGAGCGAGAGACAAUCAGAGUGAGAGCUAUGGCAGAGGCAGAAGGGCGAGCCCACGAGGCAAAGCUGGCUGAAGAUGUCAACAGAAGAAUGCUGGUUGAUCGUGCAAAUGCUGAACGAGAGAAGUGGGUUGCUGCCAUCAAUACUACGUUCGACCACAUUGGCGGGGGAUUGAAAGCGGUUUUGACUGAUCAGAAUAAGCUGGUUGUUGUGGUUGGAGGAGUGACCGCUCUUGCAGCAGGAAUUUACACAACAAGGGAAGGUGCGAAAGUGAUGUGGAGCUACGUAGAUAGGAUACUAGGACAACCUUCCCUAAUCAGGGAGUCCUCCAGAGGGAAGUACCCUUGGUCUGGAAUUUUCAAACGCGGCAUGAGCACUUUGACCUCCAAAGGAGCUCCUGCUCCUAAUGGAAACGGGUUCGGGGAUGUCAUCUUACAUCCUUCUCUCCAGAAGAGAAUUCAACAGUUGGCUAGUGCAACUGCUAAUACGAAAUCUCAUCAAGCACCAUUCAGGAACAUGCUCUUCUAUGGCCCUCCUGGGACUGGGAAAACCAUGGCCGCCAGAGAACUCGCUCGUAAAUCAGGAUUAGAUUAUGCAUUGAUGACCGGUGGUGAUGUUGCUCCAUUAGGCUCUCAGGCUGUUACCAAGAUCCAUCAAUUGUUUGAUUGGGCGAAGAAGUCUAAGAGAGGCUUGUUGCUGUUCAUAGAUGAAGCAGAUGCGUUCCUAUGCGAGCGGAACAAGAUUUACAUGAGCGAGGCACAACGAAGUGCGCUGAAUGCACUCCUCUUCCGAACUGGAGACCAGUCCAAGGACAUAGUCCUAGCCCUAGCCACGAACAGGCCCGGAGACCUUGACUCAGCUGUGGCAGACCGUGUGGAUGAGGUCCUCGAGUUCCCCUUACCCGGUGAAGACGAACGGUUCAAGCUCCUGAAACUUUACCUUGACAAGUACAUCGCUCAGGCAGGAUCGAGACAAUCCAAGGGCAACUGGCUGAAGAGGUUGUUCAGUAGACAACAGCAGCAAAGAAUCGAGAUCAAAGGGUUGACCGACGAUAUCCUUAGAGAAGCAGCAGCGAAGACCGAGGGAUUCUCCGGACGAGAGAUUGCGAAGCUGAUGGCUGGGGUUCAAGCUGCAGUGUACGGAAGCCAUGACUGCGUGCUGGACCCGAAUCUGUUCCGGGAAGUAGUGGACUACAAAGUUGCAGAGCACCAGCAGAGGAGUAAGCUUGGGUUGCAAUCGGAUGGGAAGAGCAACUGAUUUGGGUUGUGAGAGAGGUUCUGGUGUUUGUGGCGGAUGGUAUUACUUUGCUGCUCUUAUGCUAACCAGAGAGGCCAAUGGAUUGGUUGUCUUGCUUCAUAAUGUGAGUUAUGAUCGUCAUAUUAAUCCACGUGAUUGAAUUUGUCUGAAAAUUUUGCUAGUGGGAUCGAUAGAUAAUAAUAAUUCUUUUCUCGUGCUUUGAUUCUUGGUCAUUUUGUCCUAAAACGGAAGGAUUAAGGAUGUGAAGCAUUGCACUAUCAACAAUGGCACUACUCUCAAAACAAUAAAUGGGCAUGAUAUGC